Molecule: messenger RNA, 693 nt
Organism: Acanthoscelides obtectus
Lineage: Eukaryota; Metazoa; Arthropoda; Insecta; Coleoptera; Chrysomelidae
Source: the annotation of a GenBank genome assembly
AUGAGUAGCAGCCAAAAGGUGAUCGAUACUGUGUCUGACGAAUUCGUUAGGAGAAUAGAGGUGAUAGUUCAGUAUAUUUUACUUAUAGAUGAGCUGAUUUUGAGGACUGCUGCAAUCGCCGUACCCCCAACUACCGAAACUGAUGUUAUUCAGGACCGUUGCUGUGGACUAAAUACGGAAGAAGCUAUUUUCACAGAUUCCCAGUUGGACGUACCAGUAAUAGAAAAUAUAAUGAACUGUAGUCCUUCACCAACCACCAUGAGUACCGACAAUGACCCUGAACCAUUUAUUCCAUCUGACAGCUCUUAUACUCCUUCCAAUCAAGCUAGUGAAUCUGAUAGUGAACCAGACGAGGAAUAUUGCGAAGAAAAUGAUAUGAGUCCUGUAUCUAGGUUCGUGUAUCAAAGUAUAUUUCAUGAACAUGACCCACCGCUUUCUUUUUAUAAGCCAAAAAAAGACCAAUGUACUGUAUGCAAUGUUUUCAAGGCAUCGCAAAACAAAGAACCUUCACGUGUCAACUUCGAAAACCAUAAACGUCGAGAGAAGGAGUCACUAGAAAUGAAAGAGAAUGAUAAAAAACGUGCAGUUGAAAACAAGGGAAGAGAGUUCAGAGCAAUCUCUUUUGAUUUGCAAGCCAUUUUGCCCAUUCCCUUUGCAGGUGCCGCUAGAGUCAGGAAAGUAUGCAUGUCCUAA